This is a messenger RNA of Prunus armeniaca (apricot), 1371 nucleotides long. NCBI's taxonomy places the organism in Eukaryota, Viridiplantae, Streptophyta, Magnoliopsida, Rosales, Rosaceae. The record is from the annotation of a GenBank genome assembly.
AUGACUGUUGCCACUGUAGCCACAACCCACACCAAGAAGCUCGUGAAGCUCGGCCGGUCUCUCUUCCGCUGGGGAUUUAACUCCUCCAAAUGCAAAAUGCAAGCGAAAAUGGCGGUGGCUAGGAUAAAGCUACUGAGGAACAAGAGACAGGCGGUGGUGAAGCAGAUGAGGCGUGACAUUGCCUUGCUCCUCCAGUCAGGUCAAGACGCCACUGCUCGAAUCCGGGUUGAACAUGUGAUCAGAGAGCAGAAUGUUUUGGCUGCAAAUGAGUUCAUUGAGCUUUUCUGUGAAUUAGUAGUGUCCAGACUUUCUAUCAUUGCAAAGCAAAGGGAAUGUCCAGCUGAUCUCAAAGAAGGGAUUGCCAGUUUAAUCUUUGCAUCCCCAAGGUGCUCUGAGAUUCCAGAACUAUUGGAGCUUCGGAAUAUUUUUGAGAAAAAAUAUGGAAGAGAUUUUGUAUCUGCCGCUGUUGACGUACGACCCAGCUGUGGUGUAAACCGCAUGCUGAUUGACAAGCUCUCUGUUAGAACCCCUACGGGUGAAGUAAAGUUGAAACUCCUGAAGGAGAUAGCCAAGGAAUACCAUGUUGAGUGGGAUACAUCAGAAUCUGAACAGGAGCUUCUCAAGCCUCCAGAAGAGCUUAUACAAGGACCAAGCAAUUUUGUCAGUGCUACCAGCAUGCCUUUGCAGGCCCAAUCUGUCGAGCCUAAUAAGCCAGACACCAGUUCACGCAGAACAAGUGGCGGUGGAGAAAGGGGAUCUGUUCAGCCCAAUAAGCCAGGCACCAGCUCUUCACGCAGAACAAGUAGCAGUGGAGAAAGGGGACAUAUGCAUUUUGCAGACUCGGCCUCUGCUGCUGAAGCAGCUGCAAAAUCUGCAAAUGAAGCAAUGGCUGCUGCACAAGUUGCUGCAUAUCUGGCCAACAAAGACUUAAGUCAAGCACCUCAAGUUCCUCUAUGCGUCAAUAAUGGAUUUGGAACCCCUUCUGGCCAUUCCACUGGCCACUUCAUGCCAGAUUGUCCACCAGUUGAUUCGCAGAAUAUCGAUCACCAAUCUCAAGCUUGUGGAAUUGAUAGGUCUCAUUCUUCAAGAAAUGAGAAAACAGUGCUUAGCCAUGGAGAUGAGAAGAAAUUUGUCUACAGGAGAUACAGCUAUAAUGCCCCAUCAGAACACUCAGAUAUUAGGUUUGAUGAAUCAGACUGUGAUGAAGAAGUUGAAAUGGAGGCACCUCCUAGUGGCUUUCAUCAAGCACCUGAGCGUCCUCCACCACCCCCACCUUCAGCAGCUACGAUUUCUCGAGUUCAUCCGAAAUUACCAGAUUACGACGCACUUGCUGCCCGCUUUGAUGCCCUUAAGUUUCGGAAGCCAACAUAA